GGAGGGGGGGACUAUGGUAGACCCCGAAUGGACGACAGGCGUCGACGAGACGACCGUUUUGGAAACUGGCGAGAUCGCAGCCCGUCAGUAUCUCCCCGUCGUAGAGCACCCUCAAUUCAUGCACCACGGUCAGACCAUCGUCGGUCAAGGUCGCCAACUCGUUCACAAUCUCCUCGUCGACGUGACAUUCGACAACGGUCACGUACGCAUUCUCAAACCUCUAAAAGUGCAUCUCGCACGACUUCACCUCGAAGCAGAGGACAGCUGUAUUCUCAUCCAACAUCUGUGGUAUCACGAUCUCCGGCUCACAUAGGUCACGAGGGGACUCGUCACCACGAACACGAGGGUAGUGGAAAACCACAGCGUUAUAGCAGGAGUAUUAGCCGUCCCCGCGAUGCACCACCAUUCUUAGACCAGGA
This is a messenger RNA of Serpula lacrymans var. lacrymans S7.9, 419 nucleotides long. RefSeq lists its product as uncharacterized. The record is from RefSeq and is a predicted model, not a curated record. The transcript is spliced from 2 exons. The annotation marks the transcript as partial. Lineage: Eukaryota; Fungi; Basidiomycota; Agaricomycetes; Boletales; Serpulaceae.